Vitrella brassicaformis is the source of this 2614-nucleotide messenger RNA. NCBI's taxonomy places the organism in Eukaryota, Vitrellaceae. The record is from the annotation of a GenBank genome assembly.
AUCGGUUCAUUGCCUCGCCCAGCAGAUUCUGAGCGUUCAGGUGUCAUCCAUGCGCACCCAUACAACGCACACCAUGCAGAUCGUCUUGCGGGGUAUUGGAUGGAUCCAUCUGUUGCAAUAAGCGACACGCACAUACUCAGAGGACGUGGCAUUGCAUGCGACUCGACUCGGUCGCUCCAAUACCAACACACGCACGACAGCUGCCGAUCUGACAGCACGCAGCAGCACAAGACGACACGCCACAUGAGCCGACGAUGGAUUGCGUGUGCGUUGGUUGGCACACUCACCCACUCACCUCAGCGUGGCGUGAGGGUGUCAACUAGGCAUCAUUACUCACUCAUCCGCCUCCCACCGCCUCGCUCCCACCCACUGCUCUCCGUCUUGUGCUCACCGCGUCCUGCCCCUCUCUUCUGCCCGCUUCUCGUCGGGGCUUGGGUCACGCCAGUUGUCACGCUGCCACCGCCGCCCCUCAUCGCCCCGGUGAUGCUGCUCGCGCCACCGAUCCUUCCGCCCGCCCCGCAUGCCCCAAUCGUUGCCGUUCUGCUGGUGAAAGCGGCCGGGUGAGGGGCUGUUGGCUUGCUCCUCGUGCCGCCAGCCCUGGCCCCCUCCUCUGUGGCCACUGCCUCCCCGAUAGUAGUUGUCCCUGCCGCGCACAUUCCAGUUGCUGCUGGGGUGGCGGUGGUUGUGUGUGGGUGACCCCGAUGUGCCCCGCCAUGAGCGGCCUCGGCUGCCGGGGGAGCCGUCGUGUGUGGCUGGGCGGGGAGGGGGCGAUGGCCAGUUGUAAGAUCGUCUGAAGGAGCCCUCUGCGGGGGUGGAGAGAGGGGGGAAGGGGCAGGGGGGUAGCCUGUUGCCAAACUUGUCCUUGUCCUCGACCUUCAUCUGCACAUCAAUGAAUGAGGAAGCAGGAGUACUGGAUAUGGAUGAGGGCCUCCAUCUGGAGUGGUUGAUGGUCUGCCAGACAGAUGUAUACCUACCUCUAGGAGCUUUGCGAUAGCGUCGUCGAGGUACACACGAGUCUCUGUGUGCUCAUUCCGGCACGCAAUGGCCACCUCCAGCCUACACACAAACAGACAGGACACACACAGAUCACCAGCAAUGGCGGCAGCGUCUGUCUAUCUAUCGUUGGUCUCUUCCUCCCUCCCUCCCUCCGUGUGCCGCACCAGAGGUCAUAGUCGGGCCACCUGGCGUAUACGUCAGUGAGCCAGGGCUUCUCAGUCACGCUGUGGACGAACACCGUGUCCAUAUCUGACCAUACACACACACACACACACACACACACGCACUUCCCUGGCCUGAUAUGGCACCUAUAGACAGAGGUGGACGAAUCUCUCGGCUCUGUUGACUUACCGGCGUGCCACGAGGUCCUGCAGAAGCUGCUGUCCAGGUGGUGCCAGUUCUCGAGAUGCAGCGAGAACAACUGCUCGUCGGGACCUAACACGAUAGCAGCAACAGGGGCGUCUGGCGGUUCGCUGGGCGGUGUCCGUCUGUCCGUCUGUCUGUCUGUCUGUCUGUGUUGUGUGUGUGUGUCGUGUGGACUGACCACAUCGGCGGUUCUCAUCCCCAUACUUGCCCGUGCGGCCGUCCUUGUGUGACUGCUGCUCCUCCAACACACACAUGCAGUGCUCAAACGCCGCCGGGUCAGGCCUGUGUGCAGCAACACACACACAGCAGAAAGGUGCGCACGGCUGAUCGAUGUGUCCAUUUCGAUGUGUGUCGCCUUCCCUGCUCGUCUCGUCUGGCUGACCUGAGGAGCAUGCAGCAGCCCCUCAUGCCGUACUGACUGUCGACGGCGCUCCUCAUCUGCUCGUCCGACACCAGAGAGCCCUCAGCCACCUCCCCGAGAUCAGGGGCUGAACACAUCCCUGACAGACACCGACAGACACAGAUGGACAGACACAUUGCCGAACGUGCCGAUAGAUUUGGCCAUUUCUCUCACACAGCUCGCCCACCUGCAGGUGCCUCCACUGCAAACGCGUUGGCCACCUUGUGUGCGAUGGCGUGCGUGUCCAUGUGGAUGUUGGCCAGCACGUCAGCGUCGAGGAACAGCACCUUGUCGUAUUCGGUCAGCUGCAGCACGCGGAGCUUGGAGAAGGCGUAGUCGAGCCAGCUGGCGUAGAACUGCUCCUUCCCCAUGUAUGGCAUCUUCACCGCCUCCGCACAAAUGAGAUCCACCUGCACACCGACGCACCAACGAACGAACGAACGAACGAACGAACGGAAAAGAAUGGAAUCUGUGACUGUCUGUCUGUCAUGGGCGGCUCACCUACCUCAACGAUACGAUGGUAGACCGUCAUGAGGGCCUGUCUGUCGUCGUCUGUGAUGAGUUGAUUGACCAUGACCACCCGCGGGAUGCUCUUGAGGCUACACAUCUUGAGGCUGUAGCCCAGCGUCAGAGCUCCCGCCACAUACGGACAUCGCCGCCUUCUGACUGCCACAUACCCUGUCGGCACCACAUCACACCACACCACAAUCACGGCAGCAGCAGCACAACGUAACGUAACGAUGCCACUACACCCAUCCAUCCAUCCCAUCUUGGGCACACACCUUUCCUCGGUGUUUGGAAGCAUAUCGUCACAAAUGCAAUGCGUUCCUCUGCAGCUGCUGCACUCAUCGG